Messenger RNA from Mya arenaria, 3047 nucleotides. RefSeq lists its product as uncharacterized. The record is from RefSeq and is a predicted model, not a curated record. The coding region runs from base 171 to 2264 and encodes 697 amino acids. NCBI's taxonomy places the organism in Eukaryota, Metazoa, Mollusca, Bivalvia, Myida, Myidae. The transcript is spliced from 11 exons. Gene Ontology annotation, biological process: regulation of apoptotic process.
CUAUUGCGCAGUUGCCUUGUCAUUAUAUACUAGCCUUCAGUUUAAACAAAUUUAUUUACGCACUGAUAAAGAAAUACUUCUCUGGAGCUACUUUUUGUUAUAUUUAAGAGGUGUUUUCGAUGGGCAAAUGAAAUGUGUUUAACUUAACAUGUAUAUCUAGACAGAACAAAAUGGGGAAUUGGCUUCAAAGGUCAAGAGCGGAGCGUUCAUUUGUCAAAAGAGAACAUAACAAAGAGCUGAGGUCUACAAUUGGUAAAUCCACAGAAUCUUCGAGUGGCUACGGUAGUGUGUCGAACAGUGUUAUACGAGAUGCUGGUCCUCCUGGCAGAUCAAAUUUCAACAAAAGAAAGAUUUUAAAAAACUUUCGAUAUCUCAAACGAGAAUUAGAACCGGAUCCCUUGAUCGACAGAUUCGUUCAGGAUGACUAUUUUGAUGAUUUCCACAUUGACACGCUGGCAAGCGAACCAAGAAAAAUAAUGAAAAACGAUGUAUUUCUACGGAUGCUUUUGCGCCUUCCAAGUGAAGCUUUCAAAAAAUUCUUGGAAUACUUGUCUGAACAAGAUGUACAGCAAGACUACAUACGUGUUCGACUUGAAUCUUCCGUAGAAGAAAAUACUUUUGACCUUCCGGGGGUUCAAUUCAGUUUACCAGAUGUAAAACAGAACUUGGUGGCGUAUAAAAAUCUUCUUUUAGAACAGUUGGAGCCAGAAUUAAUCGCUGACUUUUUCUUGGAAUUUGAAGUACUAACUGUUUCUGAAUACGAAGACGUUAUUCAACCAUUUCUGUCUAGACGUGAAAAAUGCAAACUCCUUUUGCACUUGAUAUCAUCAGGAAGACCUGAACAUGAAGAGGAAGGUUACAAAGUGCUUGUCUUUGCUUUAAAAGAAAUAAAAAGGAAUGACCUUGCUGAUUUAUUAACGCAACAUGAUAACUUCCCCACGCAAGGAACACACGAUGCAUCGAGUCACGAGCGAAAAGCGUGCACACGGCAGUUGAAAGUAGUAUCAGAGCCGACCAACUGUGACAAAACCUCUUUAUCUGCAAUUAACGAGCAUGUUACUGGAAACAGGGAUUUGUACCUGCUGGUUCGAGUAAAAGGCUUAGGCAGAGAACAUGAGGAGAGGAUCAUAGACGAAUUGAAAACAUCUGGAAUGCAAAGUUUAAACGGGCAUUUAAUAUUACAUGCUUCAGCCGUUGUCCAAAAAAUUGACAGGGGUUCCAUUAUAUUUGAGAUUCACAUUUGCAAUUCGAGGUAUCGUGCAUCAAUCGGAAACCAUGGUUUCAGUAUUGUCAAGACGGUCGUUGAACUAGUUGAAAUGGCACUUAAUCAACAGGGUGUAGCACGGAUUUUAUCACCGUCUGAAAUUAAGUUGCAAAUAAGCAUAAAGCCUUUAUUCACAUCCUCAUUGGGCGAUAGUGGGAAACCGUUUCGGUUAAUAAAGCAUCGAGAUCACCUUGCCGAUAAUAUCCAAGUCCAUACCUUCUUGGAUUCGAUGCUAAGAGAAAGAAUUUCGUUUUCAAAAGAUGAGCUGAGCGCAAUGUACUUUCGAAGGGGAAAAAGCUCAAAAGAUGCGAACUAUAUGCUGAUAGAUCACGUUGUGACCAAAAAGAAAAUAGCGAUCGCAGCAUUCACAGACACACUGAAAAAAACAAACAGAACACUGUACGCGACGCUUUUGCCUGAGUUUCCCCCAAGACAUGAGAGCGAUAAGAGAAUUUACCAGAUUGCUCGAAAUAUGGAAGGUUACUUCGAAGAUCUCCUUGAUAACAUUUCACCAGGAGUUAUUGCAAAUGCUUGCCGUUCCCUCCCUCUCUCAUCGUCAACAUUUGCAACACUGGAGAGAGAACACGAUAGGGUCGUCAGGACAAAAGCGUUGCUUCUUGGUGUUAUGGAGUUGGGUCCAUAUAACAGAUACAUGUUUAUAAAAAUUCUACAUUAUUAUCAACAACUUCCGACAGCAACUCUGGAAAAUGAAGAUUUGAGGGAGAGCGUCAUUUUUCCUGAACUGAAGCACCUUGACAAGCGUGUAAACCUGGGACGCUUUAGUUUUGACUCACCACAAUUUUCAAAGCAAGGAAAGCAUGUUCCAGAAGAAUCGGUCACAAGACGUGUUUUAGAAAACGCCUUAGAAAAAACAGGCCAACCUGGAACAAAAGAUGAAUCACGUGAUUCAGCCUACGAAAGCAUAAGAAGUGACAAUCACUCUAUCCAUGAAGUGAGAUCAGAUGUUUAUAAACUAGUAAUGAAAAAGGAAAGAAUUUAAAGGAUCGUUUCUAAACCAUGAUAAACAUGAUGGAUAGAGACCUUAAGAAUAAGCCAACGACAACUGUGUACCAAAGGAGGUUAUUUGACCCUAAUUUAACAAACAUUUUGAGUUGUAAUAGUCAAGUUUAGGAUCAUUACAUCGAUAUUUCCCAAACUUGCUGUGGGUAUACUAUCUGUUUUUUGUAAACUUUAUUCAUACUAUAUAUACAAAUAAGGUCAUUUUCGGUAUGUUCUUUACCUCGAUUCUUGUACAGGUGAUGUGAGAAGUAACAAUAUUUUUUUAUUGUACGUUCACAUACAAAGAUGUGAGAUUAAUUUGAAUUAUACCCGUCCAAAUCAGUUAAUAACGAGUAUCGGAAAUUUACAUAUCUACAUCAAUUGGUAGUUCGUACCAUAAGAACUUCUCAGAAGUAACCAGCAAGAGCAAUUUGCUAACAAAACGCUAUCUACACAUGUAAAUAGAACAUGACAAUAGUGCAUGAUUUAAGCUACGCCAAUGGGGGUUAAAAAUGUUGCUGUUUGUGUCUGUUGAACUAAUACAUGCUUAAACAAACAAACAAAAACACUUAUUGAUUGCUCAACCGUUUUUAUUUUCGGUCAAAACAAUCUGGCUGUUAAGCUUAACAUUAUGUUGUUAUGUUUACCUUCAAUAAGUGGUAAUUUUAACUUUGAUCUGUUCUUUUUAUUAUUAAUACUGUAUAUUGUUAUAUUAUUGUGUAAUUGCUAUAGUUUAAUAAAUACUAAUUUAACCAAUCUUGUUUCAGCAAACAUUUUAAGUGUU